CAGAGCCCUCCGCACCAGUCGUCAAGGGAGAAAGCAGAGAGCACGCCGCCCACCUAACGAGACUCCCCCUGCACCUACGACCUGCGCCGAACGCCAUGUCCUCCUCCUCCUCCUCCUUGAUGGGCGGCUCCCUCGCGCUCGCCGCCGCAACCGCCGUGGCGUUCUCCGGCUCCCUCGUCGUCUUCUCCUUCUGCCGCGCGCACCUCUGCCACGCCGCCGGGCCUUCUUCUCCUUCGGCGCUCCGACCCUGCCUCUCUUCGUCCUCAGAGAAGCGGAAGGCGGCGCGGCGGAAGGGAGAGAAGCGGGUGCGGUUCGCGGAAGACGUCGUCGACAAUGAGGGCGCCGCGCGCCCGACCAGGGCGUCCCCAGCGGCUGCUGCCGGGGCGACAUGCAGGGGCGCGGCGGAGGAGCGGAUGCCGCCGAACCGGGAGGCGCUCUACCGCGGCAUGCUCCGCGACCGCUCCGCGCACAGGGUCACGUGCUCCUACUGACCGAAGCCUCCACGCCGGCAGGCUGCCAUGCUCUGUUCGUCCGGAGAGCUUGAUUAUUUAGUUUUCUUGCUUUUUUUUUCUCUCGUGUCUGGAUUGUUAAUAGAUCUCUAGUAUUUUAUUUUCUUUAUUUUUCUUUUGUAGAUUAAUCUCCUUUUCUUUUUUCGUUUGAGCGAGGAAGCUCCGCUCUGUAAAUAUGCUGCCAUUUUCUCGGAAGGGAGAAAAUUUGAAAGUUUA
Phragmites australis (common reed) is the source of this 725-nucleotide messenger RNA. RefSeq lists its product as uncharacterized. The transcript has 2 exons. The coding region runs from base 96 to 491 and encodes 131 amino acids. The record is from RefSeq and is a predicted model, not a curated record. NCBI's taxonomy places the organism in Eukaryota, Viridiplantae, Streptophyta, Magnoliopsida, Poales, Poaceae.